UGCGAUGUCUCUCGCUCAGCUGCCUCCUGCGCGGCUCUUCUCUCCUCCUCCAUCGGCGCAGCAGCGCGAGAAUCGCUGCGGCGUUCAUCGAAAUCUCCAUCGCCGCGGGUGUGCGCCUGCGAAAUUCGUAGCGGCGGCGGCGCAGGAUCACAACGCGGAGCCGGAUGAGUGGGAUGUGAGCCGGAGCUGCGUGAAUCCGGUGUUUAGAGGCCCCAUUUUCCAGGAGCCUAGCAAGGGCGAGCGGCUCUAUGUUGUGUUUGCCAGCGAAGGGAAUGUGUGCCGGUCUAUACUUGCGGAGGCCAUUUUCAACAAGCUCGCGCAAGAAUCCGGCCUCUCGGACCUUGUGGAAUGCAAAUCAAAGGCUACAAAGGAGUACAAUGUCGGUGAAUCUCCCGAGCCUCAGGCUAUCCAAGUCGCGGAGGAACGCGGGCUAAAGCUCCCGGAUGGAGCAGUGUCUAAGAUGUUUGAGAACCCCACAGACAUCGUAGAGGCGGAUUUGAUCAUUGUCAUGGACAAGGGCUGCGGCCGGAUAUUGGAUUCGGCAGUUCAAUGCGUCGGACUUGCUGAAGCAAAUAGUUUUGCAAGAGGUUGUUGACAAGAGGACUUCUUACUCGCACAAAGUACGUCGGCUUGGAGACUUUUGUAAAUCGCGACUGAUAGAAGAUAUAGAUGAUCCUCUUUACGGCAAUAUGGGAGGCCCGGAAGAACUU
Messenger RNA from Selaginella moellendorffii, 710 nucleotides. RefSeq lists its product as uncharacterized. The transcript has 5 exons. The coding region runs from base 5 to 595 and encodes 196 amino acids. NCBI's taxonomy places the organism in Eukaryota, Viridiplantae, Streptophyta, Lycopodiopsida, Selaginellales, Selaginellaceae. The record is from RefSeq and is a predicted model, not a curated record. Gene Ontology annotation, biological process: protein dephosphorylation. Gene Ontology annotation, molecular function: protein tyrosine phosphatase activity.